Sebastes umbrosus (honeycomb rockfish) is the source of this 4971-nucleotide messenger RNA. Its product is annotated as chitin synthase chs-2-like. Bases 34 to 3903 code for a protein of 1289 amino acids. Lineage: Eukaryota; Metazoa; Chordata; Actinopteri; Perciformes; Sebastidae. The transcript has 21 exons. The record is from RefSeq and is a predicted model, not a curated record. Gene Ontology annotation, molecular function: chitin synthase activity. Gene Ontology annotation, cellular component: cell septum; cell periphery.
AGCAUCUAUUUGCAAUAACAGUCAGGAACGAAAAUGGACGACGACAGAGAUUUAACCACGAAGCCAUGGGAUACCUGCCGAGAGGUUCCCGUAAUUGAAGAUGAACAGACGCCAUGGAAGAUGAUCAAAUUACUAAAGAUCAUCUCUCUGUGUAUCGUCGCUGUGACUGUGUUUGGAUUGGCGCUAUGCAGCAAGGCUACGUUCCUCCUUCUCAUCACCUUGGCCAACGAAGGCACAAAAACCCUCCCAGAUGACAUGAGGCCCGUCGCUCUGCUUUGCAUCGCCUGCGUCCUCAUCAUUUCCAGCGUCUCGCUAUUUCUCAAAAGCCUUUGGAAGGCGUGCCUCAAAACAUCAAAGCUGCCAAGAAAAUCAACUAUUGCCCUGGUUCUGUUCUUUGAGUUCAUAGUGGCUAUGGGUGCGGCGAUUCUCACCCUCGUUGCAAUGCCGCACUUGGACAUCGUGACCAACGUGACGAUACUGAACGGUGUAGCCGUCAUCUCCUCGCUGCUACAGGUGAUCACUCAGUGCACCGCCAAGGAGAGAAACCGCUUCCUGCUGCCGUCCAUCACCGCCUUCUUCCUCAUUUUGCUCGGUCAUGGCCUGUUCCUCUACUUGUACAUCACGAAGGAUCUUACUGAUACCAAGAUGAUCAUUUACGUGGGUCUGGCUGUCGGCGGGACCUUCUUGGUGUCUUUCAAUUGGUGGGAGACCUACUUCAGACUGAUCAGCGAGAACAGCACCUCCGUCUUCCUCAGGGGCCUCUGUAAAGACAUGACCAAGUCCCAGAACAUGCUCAACAUCCUCUCCAGCAUGCUCAGGAUCGUGGUGACCAUCUGUGUGGUCGGAGCCUACGUCCCUCUGGACAAUAUGGACUGGGCCACCGUGACCUCCAUCCCGGGGCGUGAGACAAGAAUUAUAGGCAUCAUCAUCGGGGUCCAGCUGAUCUCCUCUGCACUCUGCCACUGGUUUUCAUUGGCGGCCUGCAAGAUGCACGCCCUGCGACGCUGCUUCAUGCUGCCUCUGUACCUGGCCUCUCUGGCCAUCAUGGUUCUGUUCAUCGUCCCCGUUAUCGUUUACUACCAAGACUACAGAAUAAGUCUGAACGGGACUGCAGUCAACUUCACAAGCUACUGCUAUGACUUCGUAGAUACCCGAAACAUAAGCUUGAACCCCGCGAAUGCCAGUGUGUUCCCAGACCUGGUUUAUGAUGUUACACACACCCUGUGCUUCCUGGACAUGUCCAGUAUAUUUGACAUCGGCAUGUUGACAGGUUCAGCCGUGUCUUGGUGGCUCGGUCUUAUGCUGGCAACCCUCCAUCUGUGGUACCUCAAUGUGUAUCGUAUCCAGAGGACCCAAGACCUGUUCAUCAGGAGGCUGUAUGAGGGACCCUUUAUCGAGCAGUCCCUGCUCCUCAACACCCGAUUCGACAUCCAGACCAAAUCCAGGUUAAAGACUUUCAGGGCAUUUGAUACAGCGAUGGUGUAUCUGUGCGCGACCAUGUGGCACGAAACCUACGAUGAGAUGAUAAACAUCAUUAUCUCAAUAUUCAGACUGGACAAGUACAGACCAAAGAUAGACGCAAAGCACAGUGAUUUCACCUUUGAAACCCAUAUCUACUUUGAUGACGCGUUUGAAGAGGUCGAUGGGAGUCGGGGGCGUCACCUCAACAAAUAUGCAGCGACCCUUGUGCAAAUCCUCACAGAAGUUUACGGCAUCUUCACAAACAUUGAUGAAAGCGUCUUCAAAAAGAAGAAGCAUGUCCCUGAUCAGAGGAUCAUAAGGACGCCGUACGGCGGUCGGCUGGUGGUCACCAUGCCUCAUGGGAAUGUUAUCAUAGCUCACUUCAAGGACAAAGAACUCAUCCGCCACAAGAAGAGAUGGUCUCAGGUCAUGUACCUUUACUAUCUUCUGGGCUGGAAACUCAUGACCAAAUACUACGCACGCUGGCAGAAGGGAGAGGACGAGGCUGAGCUGAAAGCAGCGGUACAGAAAGAGAAGCACAACACCUACAUCCUGGCUUUAGAUGGGGACACAGACUUCCAGCCGGCUGCUGUGAUGCUGCUCAUUGAUCGUCUGAAAAUGUACCCAGCUGUCGGGGCAGCGUGCGGCAGGAUUCACCCCACCGGAUCAGGUCCCGCGGUUUGGUUCCAGAAGUUUGAGUACGCGGUCAGUCAUUGGCUGCAGAAGACAGCGGAGCACGUGAUUGGAUGCGUGCUGUGCAGCCCCGGCUGCUUCAGUCUGUUCCGAGCCGAGGCGCUGAUGGACGACAACGUGAUGAAGAGAUACUCUACCAAGUCCACGGAGGCGAGCCACUACAUCCAAUACGAUCAAGGUGAGGACCGCUGGCUGUGUACUCUGCUACUGAAGCAGGGAUGGAGGGUGGAGUACAACGCAGCAUCAGAUGCUUACACCAAUGCACCUGAGGACUUCAAAGAACUCUACAACCAGCGUCGGCGAUGGGGACCGUCCACAUUGGCCAACGUCGUGGAUCUGCUGGGCAACACCAGCGUAAUUUCCAAGAGAAACCGGUCGAUGUCCAAACCCUUCAUGUUCUACCAGCUCUUUGCCAUCACCUCAGCCAUCCUGGCCCCUGCCACCAUCUGCCUUUUGAUCGCAGGUAGUUUGACCUUCAUCUUUGAAAUACAUGCCAGUGGUGCCCUGGUCCUGGCUGUGAUACCUCCGGUCAUCUACCUGGCUCUUUGCUUCAAACUCAAAUCGGACACUCAGAUCACUGUCGCAGCAUUCAUGAGUAUUAUAUACGCAUUCCUCAUGUUGGUGGUGACGAUGUCCAUUAUCGGCUCGAUGGUGAAGGACAAAACCAUCCUGACACCCAGCAGCAUUUUCGUCAUCGGCAUGGCCACGAUUUACAUCAUCACUGCGAUAAUGCAUCCUCAGGAAAUACAGCUGGUGUUCCACGGCUUUCUCUACAUCAUCUGCAUACCCAGCGCCUACCUGCUGCUCACCAUCUACUCCAUGGUCAACAUGAACAACGUGUCCUGGGGCACCCGAGAGUCAAAACCUGCCGGUGGUGCUGUCAUAGCAGAACCCGUCGCCAAGGAAACGAAAACCCAGAAAGCCAAAAACGCCUUUCAACGGUUCUCAUCGUGGUGCAAAUGUUGUAAAAAAAACAACCAGACAUCUGUAGCCGUGCCGAUCCCUGUCAACCAGGAGAACUUGAUCGUAGAGGCCGAACAGCCUGAAAUCCAGCCUCAAAACACUUUUGUGGGGGACGAAGGGAUCCUAGAGGAACGGAGGCAAGCAGAGCCUGUUUUCGACUCUCCUAACCAAUGUUUUGUCACACAACUACAGAGUUUAUCCGAUGAAAUGCAGCUGGAGGAGGAAUCACUCGACAAGGAGGAGGAGGAGUUCUUUAUAGAGCUUCAGAGGAAGUACCUGGCACCUCUGGUGGACGACAAAGAGAGACAGAAAAAGAUCGCCAGUGACCUGAUAGCGCUGAGGAACAAGAUAAACUUCGCCUUCUUCAUUUUGAACGCCCUGUGGCUAGUGGCAACAUUUACCCUCCAGCUCUUCGAGGCUUCCUUCUCCAUCCAGCUCCCCAAGGUCGACCUCAACCUCGAGUUCACCGGAGAAAAUGUACAAAUCGAUCCCAUCGCCUUCAUGUUCAUUCUGGGAUUCGCGACAUCGGUUGUGAUCCAGUUCCUUGCCAUGUUCUACCACAGAAUCUACACUCUGAUCCAUUAUGUGGCCUUUCUGGACACAGAGCCCAGAGAACCAAAACCUGAACCAAUCGAACCCAUUUACAUGAAAGGCGAAAAGCUUAAAUCUGUCUCCGAGUCCAACAUCGAAACCAUCACCGAGGAGUCAAGCGACUCUGAAUUUGAAGACAGCGACGACGAAGAGUACUACUCGAGAAGUACUGACGGAGGAGGGACUAUGGUGUAAACACAAAUCCUGUGUACAACACUUUUUAGCACUUUAAAAUGUACACUGUAUGUGGGAUUUCACCCAAAAAUGUCUUUAUUUUGUAUAAAAUAAUUUAUGUUUACAUCUAGUCAAGUGCAAUUUAUUUAUAAAAUGAUGUUUCAUUGAACCAGUUUGUCACAAACUGUUUUUGCAGAAAACAAAUAAUGUAUAUUCUAGAUGAAAUAGUAUAAAACAUGUGUGUGUGAGUGUUGUGUGCAAAUAAAAAGCACCAGACAACAAUCAGGUCAGUAAAUGCAACAUUAUCAAUGUUAUUUUAUGAAGGAUCUGAAGUUAUGUUCCACUGUAAAUCUUCUUUGAGUUUACUGCCUCUGUGUUUAAGGCAUUUAAUACAUUGUACUGUGAAAGAGGAGUGAAUGAAGUUCAGAUACAUGAGGUGACAGAUGUGAAGAGGAAUGACAGUUCUUUUAACAGUGAAAAAAAGGUCAGAGGAAUCUAGUCAGAAGUUGGGCAAAUCGUUACGUGAAUCCUGAAAAAUCAGGAAAGUCCUGAAUCAGGGAAUCUUUAAAGAAAUGUCAAAGAGAUUAACUGAUAAACUGUUUGAAAAAAAACUGCCCGAUGUUUGUUUUAGAUCAUAAGAGAGCACACGCAGUAUAAUAUUUUCUGCUGUGGUCGUUGUCAAGUAUAUUUACAUGCUGACAGUAUGUUUUACACUAUGUUUAAAACAUCCCAAAUCUUACAAAAUGUAGAAACCCAGCUACAUUAUAUUUUUUUCAGGAAUUUCACCUUCCUUGCACUAGAUGUAAUAAAACUCCUCUUAAAAGUUGUUUUCUGAUGGGUAAAAAAAGAAGCUGCUGGUGGUGACGUUGUGUCUAUCAGAGGAGGCACAUUGGCCGCCAAAACUGUAACGAGAAACUGCACCAAAUGCCAAAUUAUGAUCUUUGUUUAUGUGUAUUGUUGAAUGAAGGAAAAAGGAUUGUUUAUGCUGUGUAAUGUCACCUUUUUAAUGCAAUGAUGAGAGUUGUCUGUUUUGAAGUUGUGUCCUCGUUUUUGUUUCUCAAUAAAGCACUUUGUGACAAAUAUGAAUAA